UCAUAACAAGGAAACUAACCCUAAAGAUGAGCCUCUCAUGUCAAAUCUUAGCCAGCUUCCUUCUGAUUUUCAUCGUUUCUACCAAAGGUGCAGCCCCUGAAAACAAUGUUGUCUGGGGUACCCUGGGUCAAGACUUCAACCUGAACAUUACUGGUUUUCAAAUGAAUGAUAAUAUAAAUGAUAUACGAUGGGAAAAAGGCAAAAUCAAGGUUGCACGACUCAAAAUGGGCCACCUUAAAGAGACAGGUGGAAGAUACAAUGUAUCAACAAACGGAGCUCUGAAAAUUAAACAUCUGAAGAUAGAGGACAGUGAUUCCUACAGGGUGGUUAUAUAUGCUACAAAUGGAAAGAACAUAUUGGACAAAACAUUUCAACUGAAGAUUCAAGGGACGGGAACGCGGGGUGUCCCGGAAUGGAGCUCAGGCGAUGGGGUUUCCAGACGAGUCCUUCCCGGGCCAACUUUUAAAGCUCUUUGUCGAGGGCGCGUGGUGAGAGUCCCCACAGGGAGCCUGGUGCGGGUGGUGGGCACUGAGCUGGUCAUCCCCUGCAACGUCAGUGACUAUGACGGCCCCAGCGAGCAGAACUUUGACUGGAGCUUCUCGUCUUCGGGGAGCAGCUUCGUGGAGCUGGCCAGUACCUGGGAGGCGGGCUUCGCAGCCCAGCUGUACCGCGAACGCCUGCAGAGGGGCGAGAUCGUGUUGAGGAGGACCGCCAAUGAUGCUGUGGAGCUCCACAUCAAGAAUGUCCAGCCCUCAGACGAGGGCCACUACAAAUGUUCAACCCCCAGCACCGACGCCACCGUCCAGGGCAACUAUGAGGAUACAGUGCAGGUUAAAGGUUAUGAGGACAAGCGCGGCGCGGCCCGGCGGAGCGUGCUGGCCCUGACCCACGAGGGCCGCUUCCGCCCGGGGCCCGGCUACGAGCAGCGCUACCGAGCUGGCGACGUGCGCCUGGACACCGUGGGCGGCGAUGGCUACCGCCUGGCGGUGACCCGCACCCUGGCCUCAGACCAGGGCUCCUACAGGUGCGUGGUCAGCGAGUGGAUCGGCGAGCAGGGCAGCUGGCAAGAGAUUCAAGAGAAAGCCGUGGAAGUGGCCACCGUGCUGAUCCAGCCAACAGUUCUGCGAGCAGCUGUGGCCCGGAGCGUGUCUGUGGCUGAGGGAAAGGAGCUGGAUCUGACCUGCAACAUCACAACAGACCGAGCAGAUGAUGUCCGACCCGAGGUGACGUGGUACUUCGGCAGGUCGCCCGACAGCACUUUGCCUGGCUCGCCCGUGUUGGCACGGCUGGACCGGGAUUCCCUUGUGCACAGCUCUCCCCACGUUGCUUUGAGCCAUGUGGAUGCACGCUCCUACCAUUUACUGGUUCGAGAUGUUAGCAAAGAAAACUCCGGCUACUAUUUCUGCCACGUGGCGCUCUGGGCACCCGGACACAACAGGAGCUGGUACAAGGUGGCAGAGGCCAGGUCUGCCCCGGCCAGUGUGGACGUGACCUGGCUAGGGCCUCUAUUUAACGCCUCCGUGCAUUCGGAUACACCAUCGGUCACCCGGGGAGAUCUGAUCAGAUUGUUUUGCAUCAUCACUGUUGAAGGAGCAGCACUGGACCCAGGUAUUUCUCUCUGUCCUCUCUCCUUGCCCUUGUCACUUUCUGCAGAGCCCAGGCCUCUCACCGAUCAGCGCCUUGAAAAGGCCAAAGUGUACAAGGCUCUCAACGUUCUGUGCAGAGACCACUGGUCACUGUCCACAGGCCGAAUGCUUGGGGAGUAA
Leptonychotes weddellii (Weddell seal) is the source of this 1766-nucleotide messenger RNA. NCBI's taxonomy places the organism in Eukaryota, Metazoa, Chordata, Mammalia, Carnivora, Phocidae. The record is from RefSeq and is a predicted model, not a curated record.